AUGCAAUACGUAGAAAAAGAAAUAUCCAUAUGGCUCUAUAUAAUAUUAAUUGAUAACGUUACAUAUAAAAAGGCAGAAGUUUUGGUAGCUAAUAUUCAGUUCAGUACAUAUAGUGUAACCGAUUAAUUAUACCAAACAGAACCAUGAACCGAAUCAUCACAUUUCUACCCUUAUGUUUUGCCCUAUCGUGCGCCCUAAGCGUUCCCAGCAACCAACAAAGGUUCGCGGCAGCCCUUAGACGCGAAAAACUACUUAACCAACUCGAAGAACUUGCAAGGGAGAAACAUCUUUACCAACGUGACCUAUUUGGAACCUGGAAACUUUUUAAAAAUCUUAGGAAAAAUACAGACGGCCCCACCACUGAGGAGAAGAGAUGCGCUAACUUUGGAGGCGAUGGCUGCGCAAUAGCUGGAGUGCCAGGAGCGGCCUCCGAUGAUGAAUGGUUGACAGAAGGUUUCAACCCUGGAAAAAGAUGCGCAAACUUUGGAGAUGACAGCUGCGCAAAUGGUGGUGUCCCUGGGGCUAGUUCUGACAGUGACUGGAUCAACGGAGGGUUUAGCCCUGGAAAGAGGUGCGCCAAUUUCGGAGACGAAGGGUGUGCUAAUGGUGGUAUACCUGGGGCUAGUUCUGACAGCGACUGGAUAGACGGAGGAUUUAGUCCUGGCAAAAGGCGAUAAACACUAUACAUAAGGAUUUUCUAUUGUACGAUGAAUUUACUACAACAUUGGUAAUAAAAUAAUCAAUAUCAGAUAA
Messenger RNA from Anthonomus grandis grandis, 753 nucleotides. RefSeq lists its product as uncharacterized. The coding region runs from base 144 to 677 and encodes 177 amino acids. The record is from RefSeq and is a predicted model, not a curated record. Lineage: Eukaryota; Metazoa; Arthropoda; Insecta; Coleoptera; Curculionidae. The transcript is spliced from 6 exons.